Messenger RNA from Magallana angulata, 4547 nucleotides. RefSeq lists its product as uncharacterized. The transcript has 6 exons. Bases 18 to 1379 code for a protein of 453 amino acids. The record is from RefSeq and is a predicted model, not a curated record. NCBI's taxonomy places the organism in Eukaryota, Metazoa, Mollusca, Bivalvia, Ostreida, Ostreidae.
GUGGUCAUUGCAAAUGGAUGCAAGUGGCGGCACAUUCAACUUCAAUUACGAUGUCAACGGCGACCGCAUCAACAGUUGUAAUAGCAGCAGCUGUUAUUACAGUAGGAAGCCUAGUAGGACUAUGGUUAACACCAUCUGAUUACAAUGAUGAAGGUACAAAAGUAACUGGUUUGGAAGGCGUUGAUCCGACAACGCCUAUCAGUGAUUUGCAAAAGCGUGUUGAAGUCGCUGUAAAAAGUGAGUGUCAGAAAUACAGGAAAGAAAAUGAAGCGACAAAUGACCUUCAGAUAAAUCAAAAGGGAGAAGUUGAACAAGUGCUGACAGCCGAACUGUUAAAUGCAGUAGUUGAAGAUAAAGUUACGCAGGUAUUUGGUAAAUAUAUUGCAGACCUACAGGAAAAAAUAGACAAUAUUGAAGGAAAACUAGAUCUACAGAAGAAUGAAGAUGUACAGAAAUCCGAAACAGCUCCUGAACACUCUGAAAAUAACUAUUUGGAAAGACUGCAGAAACUUGAGGGAUAUAUACAGAAGAAGGACCCAAACCCCAGUGCGAAAUAUGUUGAACGCAUAUAUGCGUUUUUAUCACCAUCUGCUUUCAAAAUCAAGGAACUAUUUCGUUUUGUUACUGAACAGGCUUAUUCAAGUUUUCCAAAUAACACAAAUGUAACUAUUAAGGAUUACUCUGGACAAAAUAUGUGGGCUGGACAAUUGGUAGACAUAAUAAAAAAAUAUGGUGCAGUAUUCGUAUUCGUGCCUUGCUGUUGUUACUGCAUUUACAAAUGUAUUCGCAGAUGUUGUGAUAACCCUCAUGAUGAUAACUCUACAACACUUGCAGACAUAGAGAUAUAUAAAAAGCUAGAAAACUCGUUGUGUGUCAUCAGUUUUUCUAAGGAGUAUGUUGCCAGUUACCACCUGGCACUUGCAAGGUCAUUGACAGAAUACAUGUAUCAAGGAAAACAUGGUGAACUUAGUCACAUCAAGAAAGUAACCAUCACCAAACCAGAUAAUCUCAACAGCGUCCCUCCCUCAAAAGUCUUCAUUGUAUGUGUUGACUACAAUGAAGGGAACGACAUACUGGAGCCUGACUCUCCCAACAAAAAAGGUCUACGGAUUAGACGAGAGACUGUACGCAGCCUAAUGGACAGAUUAGCUCUUGUAAUUUUGGUGUAUUUCCUGGAAAAGUCCUCCGAAAACUUAGGUGUUGGUGAUCGGUAUGCAUAUAAACUGCAUAGUAAAAUAGUUGCCGUGGAAGAGGCAAAAAAAUUAGAUGAAAAGAAUUGUAUUUUUAGUGUGUACAAGAAACUGACCACAUAUCAGUUAGGCGCUUUAAAGCAGACUGUUGGCGAGUAUUUAAAGAUGGUAGAGGAAAUUGUUAGCUGAUUAUGUAUUAUUAACACCAAAUGUGUUCAAUAGACCCGUCUCCAGCCUAAGUUGGUAUGAUCAGGACAUGAACUAAAAGUUUUCAAAUUUUAACCUUUCUUUAUUGAUACUUGUAGUGCUUCAUUAGGGUUUUUUGGCCUAAUUUUGUCAACCAAAGUUAAAGUUCCCUAAAGUUAUCCACAAGACACAAAUGUCACAACUUUUUAGUUCUGGAACAAAGCUCAGACUUGUCAUUUUUUUUUACAUAUUAAAUGCUAAAUAUUAUUGAAAAUACCCCAGUAAAACAAUGUUUUGAACAUUAAGAAUAGAAAAAAAACCUUUUUUCAGUUGUUACAAUGGCCCUGCCACUUAAGCUGAAGACAAGUUUAGGUAAUUAGUCAUAUUGUGUUUUUAUAUAAAAAUUUUAUACCAUGUAAAUUACGUUUUAAGUAAAUAUUUCAAAAACAAAUAGAUCCUUAAAAAACAUAUCAUGUAAUACUGCCAGGUAAGAAUUUUUUGCCACAUCUCCAACAAUUAUACUCAUAUUCAUAUGUUUGGAGGUUGUAUACUCACUUGAAACAAUAAUUUUCUUUUUAAAUAACCUGGCACUAUAAUCACACUCAUAAUGACAAAUUCUUUUGUCUGUCAACAUUUUGAUCAUAAAUAUUUUAAUCAAUUAUUCAUUUUGUGAAACUUUCGUAUCCAAAUCUUUUAUAUUCAUAUAACCGUUACAAUAGUCUCUUUAAUUUAUAAUUCAUUCGUUUAUCAUUCAUGUCUUAACCCUGCAUUUAAUUCCGUUAUUUCAUUAUUUUGUAAAAGUUAAAAUCAUUCUGAGAUAGUGUGAAAAUUUUUAACGUUUAAAUCACAGCAAUAUAAACAAAAUAUUUGCUGGAGAGAGGGCUGAUUUUUGCUUGUAGUUGAACCUAGUCUGAAAAAGUUUGAUUUUAUUGCUCAGGUGAGUGAUGUAGCCUAUGAGCCACUUAAGGCGGUACACAAAGACUAGAAAUUGUUACGAUUAAUUUUAAAUGUCAACGACAUAGAUGCAUUGAAACAUUCAAGCUCUAUGUCAUUUUAAGGUAUACAUGCUAUACUGAUAAUAAACUGUUAAUUUCACGGGGGGGGGGGGGGGGUUGGCAUAAUAAAAUUUUUGGUAGUUAACGUUAGGUCCAAUUUGUCCAGGUUUUAAUAGCAUUUUUUAAACUGCUUUUAAAAUUGUUUUAUGCAUUUAAAUGUGUCUUGUUCGAAGUUCCAACAUCUUUUUAUUACUUUGAAUUGUCCGCUUCAUUAUUAAAGUUAUUCCCUUUCACAGAGUUUAUUUAGUAACUCUUAAGUAGGUUCACAGUUGCUAGAAAUUGGUUCGAAUUUUGAUAAUUUUCAACGUUUGGGGAAAUAUAAUAAACUAUGUAUCAUUUUUGUCCCCCGCCGCAACGCGGAGCGGGGACAUAGAAAUGCCGGGCGUCCGUCCGUCCGUGUGUCCGUGGGUCUGUGCAUCCGUGUGUCCGUGCGUCCGUCCGUCACACUUUUUUCUAAGCGUUCUCAUGCCUACAAAUUUUGACGGAUUUUCAUUAAAUUUAUACCAAAUGUUUAUACCACUAUUACCUUGGUCAAGUUCGAAAAUCAGCAUUGGUCGAUACUUCUUGUUGGAGUUAUGGGACUUUGACCGCAAUAAUGACUCCGUUUUAUCCAAAAAUUGACCUUGUAAACGCUCUCAUGCCUACAAAUUUUGACGGAUUUUCAUUAAAUUUAUACCAAAUGUUUAUAUCACUAUUACCUUGGUCAAGUUCGAAAAUCAGCAUUAGUCGAUACUUUUUGUUGGCGUUAUGGGACUUUGACCACAAUCAUGACUUCGUUUUAUUCAAAAACUGACCUUGUUAGAGCUCUCAUGCCUACAAAUUUUGACGGAUUUUCAUUAAAUCUAUACCAAAUAUUUAUACCACUAUUACCUUGGUCAAGUUUGAAAAUCAGCGUUAGUCGAUACUUUUUAUUUGCGUUAUUGGACUUUGACCACAAUAAUGACUCCGUUUUAUCCAAAAAUUGACCUUGUAAGCGCUCUCAUGCCUACAAAUUUAGACAGAUUUUCAUUAAAUUUAUACCAAAUGUUUACACCACUAAUAACUUGGUCAAGUUCCUAAAUCAGCCUUGGUCGAUAGACUCGAUACUAGUAUACUGCUUGACCGGCGGGGGACCCUGGAAUUCUAUUCUUGUUAGGAAUACAUUUUCAUGAUAUUCUGUAUUGAAACAGAAAUUAUUUUUAUUCUUAAAUUUUUUUUUGGCAUUAAAAAUUGUUGCUUAUAUAAACGUCGUAACAAUCAAUUAGGUGCAUUGACUCUGACAAUGGAGUCACAGUUUGGUUUUCUUAAUCAGGUGUGUAUGUGAUCAAUGUGAUUUGGGUACUAUAUUAGACUUUGUAAUAUAUUUAUUUCAUUCACUGAAUUGUGUAUGUUUUUUUUUAGAUCCACAUUACUUUUAUGUGUUAAAACUUUUUUCUUAAGUGUUUUAAUUUGCGAGCUUGUAAAGCUUUGGAGAGUAUUUUGUUUAAUCUGCUUUUUUGAUAGUUUUAUGCAUUUUUGUGUGUUGAAACAACAGUUACAACUUUUUGUGAAAUAAUGUUACUCAAUUUGAGUAGUCUAUUUCAUUAUUAAAGUUUAUCCCUUUUACAUGUUUUUUUAGUAACUCUCAUUGUUAUCUCUUUCAAAAUUAGAUUCUCUAGGGCAAAGUAUCUUAUACAGAACUUGAUUGUCUACUUUCAUUACAAAUCCGAUGUUAAUCAAUUUAUUGACACCAUUUAAACUACAUGUACACAGUUGCAAUAUUAGCUAUAGAUAUGAUAUAUUUGUUUUUGCAAACAAGAUUACAGAUCUUGAAGCAAAUUAAAAAGAUGUUCAAUCAAAGAGAACCCUGUUUGUAUUUCAGAGAUUAAUAUCUAGGUACUCGUAUAUAUCAUCGACAGUACCCACCUUAUUUUGUUAAUUGUAAGGUUUUUCUCUCGUUAAUGUUUUUAAAACCUUUUUUUAUACAUGUACUGUAUUAAAGUAUUUAUCAUAGACAAUCUCUAGAUUAUUUUGUUAUUUGUACGGUUUUGUCUCUCUUUAAUACAAGUAUUAAAAUUGAAACUAUAAUAUUAUGCCCCAUUUACGUAAUUACCGUCUUCCUUGGAAGACGGUAUAAAGAGUUGAAAUAAUUUUCAGU